ACCUGGGAAGAUGGCCCAGAAAGAAAGAGAAACCAGCGGGAGCUCUAUCAAUGACGAGCAAGAACAGAGCAGCAAUCAUGUUAUUACAAUUGUCUUCCUGGCUCUCCUCAUUGACUUGUUGGGAUUCGCUCUCAUCUUGCCACUGUUUCCUUCCAUCCUUGAUUAUUACAACAAGACUGAGGAUGGAUUCUAUUUGUCACUGCAACGUGGUGUGGAUUGGUUUGCCGUGAUGGUUGGGAUGCCUCCAGAGCGGAAAUACAACAGUGUCUUGUUUGGAGGUCUGAUUGGCUCCAUCUUUUCCAUCCUGCAGUUUUUCUCCUCUCCUCUCACUGGGGCUGUGUCAGACUGCCUGGGGAGAAGACCUGUCAUCUUGGUGACAGUGAUGGGUUUAAUAGCAUCGUAUGCACUGUGGGCUGCCUCUAGGACUUUCGGCAUUUUUCUUCUCUCCAGGAUCAUAGGUGGAAUAAGCAAAGGGAAUGUCAGCCUUUCCACAGCUAUCAUUGCUGACCUGCGCUCCCCGAAGGCGCGGAGCAAGGGCAUG
Tinamus guttatus (white-throated tinamou) is the source of this 541-nucleotide messenger RNA. The record is from RefSeq and is a predicted model, not a curated record. Lineage: Eukaryota; Metazoa; Chordata; Aves; Tinamiformes; Tinamidae.